This is a messenger RNA of Sporothrix brasiliensis 5110, 1350 nucleotides long. RefSeq names its product endoglucanase 2. Bases 1 to 1350 code for a protein of 449 amino acids. Gene Ontology annotation, biological process: glucan catabolic process. The transcript is spliced from 4 exons. Lineage: Eukaryota; Fungi; Ascomycota; Sordariomycetes; Ophiostomatales; Ophiostomataceae. Gene Ontology annotation, molecular function: hydrolase activity, hydrolyzing O-glycosyl compounds. The record is from RefSeq and is a predicted model, not a curated record.
AUGCUGUCUCUGUCUUAUUUUCCUUCCCUCGUCCUUUUGGGCUUCCUCGCUUAUGCUCAGGCUGCCGUCCAGUUCCUGGGCGUUGCCAUGGCUGGCGGCGACUUUGGGUGUGAUAUCGAUGGCUCCUGUCCACUCUCCACGGCGACCCUGCCGUUGACGGAGCUGGGCCAUGCCGACGGCGGCGGCCAGAUGAAGCAUUUCGUCGAGGAUGACGGCGUGAACAUGUUCCGGCUGCCAACAUCAUGGCAAUUCCUCAUCAACAACGACAAAGAAGUCAGCGACACGUUUGACCCGACCAAUGCCGGCCGCUACGAUCAGUUCGUGAAGGCAUGCCUCGCGACCGGUGCGUAUUGCAUGAUUGACGUGCACAAUUUUGCUCGGUUCAAUGGCGGCAUCGUCGGACAGGGCGGGCCGUCAGACGACAUGUUUGUUGCGAUCUGGGCGGCUCUCGCAAAAAUGUACGCCGACGAGCCCAAGGUCGUCUUUGAAAUCACCAACGAGCCGCACGACCUGGAUCUGGAGACAUGGGCGGCCACGUGCCAAAAGGUCGUCAACGGCAUACGCAAUGCCGGCGCCAAGACGCAGAUGAUCUUGCUGCCGGGCACGAACUUUGACAGCGCCGCGACGCUCAUCUCGACGGGCAGCGCUGACGCCCUGCUGGCCAUUACGAACCCGGACGGCUCGACCGACGGACUGUACCUGGACAUCCACAAGUACCUCGACAACAACAACUCGGGCCAGAAUGCCGAGUGCACGACGAACAACAUUGGCAAUUUCACGAUGCUGGCGACCUACCUGCGCCAAAAGAAGCGCCAGGGCUUGAUUAGCGAGACGGGCGCGUCGAGUGAACCCUCGUGCAUGACGGACUUUUGCGCACAAAACGCCUUUAUCAACGAGAACGCCGACGUCUACAUUGGCUACGUAUCGUGGGCCGCCGGCCAAUUUGACGAGACGUACGUGCUCAGCCUGACGCCCACGCUGCAGCCGGACGGCAGCUACAAGGACAACACGCUCUUUAGCGAGUGCGUACUGGCGCCGUAUCAGAAGGCAGGCGGCGCGAAGGGCAAGGCGCUGCCGUCGAACACGGCGGCCCAGCCGAGUUCCACAUCCAAAGCGACACAAACAAAGGCCUCGAACUCGGCCAAACCAUCGGCGACGGCAGCCACGCCACCGUCGUCGUCCAACAGCGACACUGGCAGCGAUGCGGGUGCCAAGGGCGGUUCGUUGGCAGCAACCACAACUACAUCCGCGUCGACCUCGGCGAGCACGAAUGCCGCGUCGGUCGGGCGGGCCGUCGACGUCAUCAAGAACCUGGCCGUGGCCGCCGUUGUUGGAGCGGCCCUCUUAUAA